Molecule: messenger RNA, 759 nt
Organism: Nicotiana tabacum (common tobacco)
Lineage: Eukaryota; Viridiplantae; Streptophyta; Magnoliopsida; Solanales; Solanaceae
Product: putative invertase inhibitor
Molecular function (GO): enzyme inhibitor activity
Source: RefSeq, a predicted model, not a curated record
AAUAGCACAUGAAAAAGAGCAAAACAGGUUAAAACUCCAAAAUAAUGUGGCAUUGCUCUUUCUUUUCCCUCUCACUUUGCUGCUUAUUCUUACUAUUUAUUCCUACACAUUGUUACCUGAUUUCCCCACCAGUAGUAGACUUGAUCAACUCAACCUGCAAAAAAUGCUCAGAUGAGUCAGCAGACUUUAACUACAACUUCUGUGUUACUUCACUUCAAGUAAUUCCUGUAACUCAUGUUACCAACUUACAAGGAAUAGGAAUCAUAGCAAUGGAGCUGGCUCUAGAAAAUGCUACUAAAACGAUUUCGACCAUAGAGAAGUUGCUUAAUAGAAAAGAGUUUGAUCCUUUUGCUAUGGACUGCUUAAGAGACUGUUUGGAACUUUACGCAGAUGCCAUUGCAAUGUUGGUGGAUGCUUUUGGCGCGUUCUUGUCUAAGCAUUUUAAUACAGCAAAUGUACUAAUGAGGACAGUUAUGGACGCGACAUCGACGUGUGAUGAAGAGUUCACUGAGAAGAAAGGAGAGUUGACACCACUAGCAAAGGAGAACUACAAUCUUUACCAAUUGAGUGACAUAUCCUGGUGCAUCAUUAAGCAAGUUUCCACUGUCCCUUCUGAUCUACCUAAUGUAUCUUCUUAAGAUGCAGCAACUACCAGUUGUGUACUGCAUGGGACAUCAAAGAGUUGCUUACAGUUCUUGUAGAAAUACUAAUCAGCAAGUCUUGUUGCCCCUGUUCCCCCUUUUCCUUUUCCCCCAACAA